This is a messenger RNA of Mesorhabditis spiculigera, 639 nucleotides long. The record is from the annotation of a GenBank genome assembly. NCBI's taxonomy places the organism in Eukaryota, Metazoa, Nematoda, Chromadorea, Rhabditida, Rhabditidae.
AUGACACGACGACUCUCCCAAAUUCUCCCUCUCUCUACUCCACUUUCUACGAAAAGUUUCGCAAUUCAACAAUUUGUACGGGUGAUGCUGUCGCAGUUAAGUCUUAACGGAGCCGAUGAGGAGGAAGAUGGACGACGACUUGAAGGAGGAGGAGGCGGCGAGACGUCCAAGGCUAUGCCACCCACAAAGACCCGCCCGACGACGUGCGGCAAGCUGAACGGAGCGGACGAGGGGCGAAAGAAGAAGACGGAACAGCAGAAACAGCAGCAGCAGCAGUCGAAAGGGGGCAGCGGAGGAAGCGGAAAAGAGGAGAAGAAGGCCAAGGACAAGUCGAAGAGCAUCUCCGGAAAGGACAAGAAGCCCAAGCCCCAGCCCAAGAAGUUCCCCCUCGGCGAGAAGGAGGCGCAAAUCGCGAAGGGGGCGACGCGCAACAAGAAGGACUACGCGACCAUGGACGACAUUUUGAGCGACUGGGACAGCGAGGAGGAGGAAGAGAAAAAGGGCGGAAAAGCUGGCGGCGGUGGUGGAAGCGGGGCGACGACGCCGAAACGGAAGAAGACGGGCAGCCAGCCGGAGAACAACAACAAGAAGGGCAACAACACGAUCAAGGAGACGAAAGAGACGGAGGAUCAGGAGGAA